Messenger RNA from Schistosoma spindalis, 9605 nucleotides. Lineage: Eukaryota; Metazoa; Platyhelminthes; Trematoda; Strigeidida; Schistosomatidae. The record is from the annotation of a GenBank genome assembly.
GAAAAGUCCGGGCUUGGAGGUGGGAUGGGUGUUCCUAAGUUCUUUAGAUGGAUUAGUGCUCGCUACCCUUGCAUCAACCAGAUUUUGCGGCCAGGAGAGGUUGGUACUGUCUAGGAAUUUAUUUUCUAUUAUAUUUCUUAAAAUAUUGACACUACAACAAAGCCACAUACAAUAAAUUUUAUUGUAACUAAUUAGUUACAAUAAAAUUUAUAAGCUAGCAUUUACUUCAUACUACACUGACAAACCAUACCAGCCUCAAUUUAGGAGUUUAUCAGACUACUUCGGAUUCCUGAAAACACAAAACUGAGUUAGUUAUAGUGAUAAAUGUUGAUGUGAGGUAAAUGUAUUUUAUCAGAGCUAAAAAUACUGCAUUUUAACUUUUACCUGUGAAUGGUUAAGCUCAAAAACUAUAAAUAGUUAGCCUCUGUUUAUUUAGUAACGAAGGUACCAGAUUACACAUUGUUCAAAUCACUGAUGGUAUAUGAUGCACUCAUCAGGUGGAUAGCCUUGAGGUGGGAUUUUAGGUGGAAAUUGAGUCGUUUAGUGAAAAUUUAGUUCGUUGUGGACAAACUUGCUUGCAGCAUUUAUUAUAAAUACCAAACCGCCACCCAUCGGACACAAGAAGACAGAGACUUUUUAAUUGAUCAUCCAGAAGCUUGUAAAUAAACAGUUAUUUGCUAUACAUUGACAGCACUUCAACUAAAUCAACAGUCCAAUUAAACAAAGCAAUUCAGAUACGUGUUAAAAAAAUUGCUAAGUCUCAUUUGUUAUUUCACCCACUCUAGGAGCGUCAGAGGGAACAUCCAUUUCUCGAAACGGAAUAAAUUAAAUUUUCAACUUCCUUUCGGGUAUUUGGGUAACAUGCCUUAACUUCUCAGUAAGGUUGUUUGUUAGUCAAAAACACGAUCCUAUACUAUUAGAGUUUUGUUAUCAUCCUGGGAGUUGAGGACAGAUAAUGGAAUACAUACAAUCUUCAAGGUCGAUUUAUGUGAAUCAUUCAAUAAUCUGUUUGAUGGAAUGCUACUUAUGGUUCUUCUUGGUAAAGUGUGGACUCAAUUUCUUUUGCUGGAGUGAUCGUCAGUUGGUCAACAGUUUUCUACUGACAGUGACAACAUUCAUUAUCAAUAAUACUUGUCAUAUGCAUUAUUGGGAAACAAAUUAGUCCGUCCAUAACGGGCUAAUGGUUUACGUUAUUUCAUCACAUGGGGCCUCAUAGGUAUACAUUUUAUAUUCACUACCGUUUAUUACCUAUAUUUCCUUAAUGGGUGUAUUAUCCUCUAUUCUUAAAGAUCCCUGUCAUCGAUCACUUUUAUUUGGACAUGAAUGGCAUACUUCACACUUGUUCACACCCAGAAGGUGGUAAAAUAAUCUUUUCGGAAGAGAUUAUAUUCCGAAAUAUUUGUCUAUAUAUUCAAGUAAAGUUGGCGCGCAUCUAGUAAACGAUUUUUUCAGUUCUUGUUCAACCUCAUUAAGCCACGUAAGACUUUCUUUUUGGCCGUGGAUGGUGUUGCCCCUAGAGCUAAAAUGACGCAGCAACGUGCUCGCCGUUUCCAAUCUGCUUUAGAGGCUCGUAUUGCCAAAGAGAAUUUAAAAGAUAAUUCACCUGAGACCCACUCUUUCGACCCGUGUGUGAUUUCUCCAGGUAUGUAAUUCUGUAAUUGGAUUACUUUGAGUAAGUUGUUAUGUAAAAAUAAACAAAAGUAUGUUUAAGUCUCAUAACGACUUUAUCAGAACGUUGGCUCAAGAUUUAUGUUUAAUUUAUGGUGGAAGUAACAUUUUACCAUUUACUAUUAACUUCUUUGCUGUUAUGUUCUGCAGACCACGUUAAUUAAGUCGUGAUAUUGAAAGUCAUCCAUUUGUCGGAAUAUUAGUGAACGUUAGUUUCAUUAAUGAAUUGUCGAUAUUUUGUUUUAGUUUAACAUUCAUGUUUAAUCCUUAUAGGUAAGGGAACCAUCUAAAUUAGUAUUCUUUGAAGUGUAUCAACGGUUUCUGUAAGCGAAACUAAAGAACCAGAUGUUGGUUUUUGAUGGGAAACCAACCGUAUUAUAUUGUCAUUAUAGAUAAAAUGAAGGUCGUGUUUGUUCUUAUGUCAGUGGUGUACUUAAAACGUACCAUCAGUUCGGUACCUUACAGAGUUAAUAUCAUAAUCAUGAUGACAACAGUCAAUAAAUAAGAAAACGGGGAUGGUGUAAAUAAAAGACAUGAUAUUCAUAAUCUAAAAGAUAAAGAGUAUCACAUAAGACUUUAAACUGCUAGUUUCAAUUCUCUUACUAUAAAACAGACUGGAGAUAAGUGAGUCAGUAAAUUACUAUCAUCCUUAGUGGAGAAAUGUAAAAUGAAUGCUUCCGUGCACAUAUGCUGAACACUUUAACACUGGAAAGCAAACAUCGACAUCAUAAACUUGAUAAUGACGUGUCUGGUAGGUUGUCAGUUUUGUUUUCAGAAUUACAAAUUAGAGGUGUUGAUUUGUGAUGUAGAUGUUUAGUUUGUUAGAUAAAAAGCUGAUCAAUUCAAAAUGUAAGAUUAUGCAGUGCGAUAGGUGCUAAUAAGAUGAUGUCUCUUAUUUUGUCACUCUCACUGUUAGUCCCCAACAAUAAUGUGUCGAAGUGCUGAUUACAAAACCACAUUCACAUUUUCUUUAUUCUUGUGACAAAAUGAAACUUGUUUAGCAAUCUCAAAUAUUAUUUAAAGUUAUGUACUGUAUGGUCUGUUAACAUCUGAUAUUAUCCGGAGGUUAGUGGACGUCCAGUGAAUUUAGGACUUUGAAUGUCUAUUAACUGUUUGUCAGUUCUGAAAACAUCGAGUUAAUUAUUUUCAAUUCCAAUAGAUCGCAUUUGAUAUUUAUGUGGAAACCACCCAUGAAAAUACGGCCUAUUACUCGUUAAAUACUUACCACUGUUGUUUGUAAGAAAAAUGUAAAUUUUUGUGUUUUGGAUCUGACAUUGGUGAAAUUGGAAAUGUUCGGCUACUUUUUAUUGUUAUCCAAUGUUCCCAGCGUGGGAGUUGCCGGGGAAACAGUUGAUUGGUGUUGUUUUACUUUGAAAUCAAUACAAAUUAUACUCACUGAAAAAGUCUGGAUGUGACUGUGGCUAUUGAAGAAGUAAAAGCCUUUGGUAUCGUAAUGACUAAAUCAUAUACAUAAUCGAAACAAACUAUUUCUUUAUUUUUAGCAGCUAUGAUAAUGCGAUGAAAUGUUUUUGUGAGACAUAGUUACUUAAAAACAUCUACCCAGUGAUUUUGAACGAACGUUUUCAAAUUACGUCAAGGAAGAUGUGUAAGUACAGCAAUUAUCACAGUCUUAGUUUUUACGUGGAAGGUCAUAAUUUUUACCCGAAUCAUGGAACUCUUUUAAUGUAUUGUCCUCAGUUACUGACAAAAGAACAGGGAUAUCUUGUCUACAUAGUUGGACCAUACAUUUAAAAAUAAGAGCUUUAUCAUUUGAUGUUAGAUUGUACUACAUUGUUGUAUAUAUAAAUCCUUGGACAAAGAAUCCCGCUUAAUUAGAUUUUGUCGUUCUAAACUUAAAUUUCACAAAGUAAGCAUUGGUAUACAUUAGAAUUGGGAUUACCAUUUUUACUUCUUAUUUUUAGGUACUGAAUUCAUGGAGCGGUUACAUCGUCAUCUUGUUAUAUUUGUAGAAAAUCAUGUAAAUCAUGAUACUGAUUGGCAAUGUAUUGAUGUCAUUUUAUCUGGACAUGAUUGUCCUGGAGAAGGCGAACACAAAAUUCGGGAGUAUAUGGCAUAUCGUCGUGGUCUACCAAAUUAUCGUUCUAAUGAGCGUCAUUGUAUAUACGGAAUGGACGCUGACUUGAUAUUUUUGGGUUUGACGACUCAUGAAAUCAACAUUUGUAUCUUGCGUGAGAACGUUGUUAAAGCCCAAAAUUGUUCGGCUGAUAAUAAACCUUUCUGUAUUACUUAUUUGUCGGUUCUUCGGGAGUAUAUUGAUUUGGAAUUUACAGAAUUAAAGAAGACAUUACCGUUUCCUUAUGAUUUGGAACGCCUGAUUGAUGAUUGGGUUUUUAUGGCUUUUCUAUUGGGAAAUGAUUUCAUACCUCACAUACCUAAUUUGCAUAUACAUGCGGAGUCUUUGUUAACUGUCUGGGAUACAUAUCAAGUUGUAUUACCGAAAUUGGACGGUUAUCUUGUGGAGUUUGGAUAUUUAAAUCUUCCACGAUUUCAUAAGUAUCUGGAAGAACUUUCUCAGUUUGAGCGUGAUUGGUUCGAAGAACGUGAAGCAGCUUUCCAUUGGAUGCGAGGAAAACAAGGUGCUCGUAUGGCAAAUGAACUAGAAAAACUCGGUUUAUCAUCUGAGGAUAAUCAGAUGCCAUCUCACAAACCUCUCAGUUCAAAAGGAAAACGUUUCCCCGAAAUGAAUAAAAGUAGUUUAUUAGAUAGGAAAGAUGAUUUCGAUCAAUUGACUGAUUUUAUAGAUUUGUUCGCACCUCGAUCUGAUUGUCAAUAUGAUAAUGUUAUGUUAGAUGAAGCCGCUGAAUUAAUGGAAGAAGGUGUUGUUGUUUCAUUAAGGACACAUGAUGAUAAAGUUAAGCAGUUAUAUAAUAAAAGUGAUCUUUCCAAUGGAAUUCCCCAUAACAAUACACAUAACACAAUGGGCGAUAAUCAUGAUCAUGAGGAUAAUAUAGAUGAUGAAACAGAAGAGGAAAUAGAAGACGAGAAUGUCACCUACGUUGAAAGUGAUACCGAUCUAGAUGAAGAUUUAUUAGUUUAUAAAAUGCAUCGACGUGAUUACUAUUCGUCGAAACUUGGUAUACAACUCGAUGAGAUGUCAGGUGAUCUUGGUGAAAAUUCCACAUUAAUGUCUUUAAUUCAAGAUUAUAUCCGAAUGCUACAAUGGAUUUUGAAUUAUUACUUUCUAAAUGUGGCUGAUUGGGAUUUUUUCUAUGCUUAUCACUAUGCACCAUUUGUGCAUGAUCUUAUUUUAUAUACAAAAAAAUUUGAGAAUUAUCAGAAUUUCAAUGGUAUUAAGUUGUCUUGGACAAACUUUCAAACAAAUUCACAACCAGUUUUACCGUUUGUUCAACAAUUAAUGAUAUUACCAUCAGAUUCAGCUUAUAUAGUUCCAGCACCUUAUUGGGAAUUAAUGAUCUCUCCAUCUUCUCCAUUAGCUGAAUUCUUUCCUAGAGAAUUCGAAACUGAUAUAAAUGGGAAAAUAGCAUCAUGGGAGGCUGUAGUGUUAAUUCCGUUUUUGGAUCAGCAACUUCUCAUAAAUGCAAUGAAGGAUGGAAACACUAAACUAACUGAACAAGAAAAACAACGCAACCAACAUAAAUCUCAUUUGUUUUAUCGUGCUUGUCCAAUUGGACGUGUAAAAUCUCCCGUAGAAUUAAUUAAUUAUGAUUUUUAUCGUAAAUCUGUUAAUUGUGGUGAAUCAGAAUUAAGUCAGUUUUAUGCUUCAAUCACUAGAUCUGUUGUUGAUGAUUUUCCAAGUUUGUCGAGACUACCGUUUACUCAUAAAAUUCAAAGAAUACCGGUUCAUGUUUUUGAACGCCCUAGUAAAUUAGAUAGUAUGGCGUUAACAAUGAAACCUCAUCCAGAAUUUUCAAAAUAUGAUAGCCUUGGUCAGUUAGCUGAAAGUAUUCUUGGGCGUCCUAUUCGUGUUCGUUGGCCAUUCUGUGCUACAGUGAUGCCUGUUCGAUUGAUGAGCACUAGCGAAAUCUGGGAACUAGUGGAUUUUAAUGUAGAACCGAUAAUUAAAUCUUCAAGCGAUUUGUCCACCGAAUCUCUGCGCUAUCGUCCACUUUUAUCGUCUGAAGAUAAUAAUCAUGAAUUGGAUUGGAUAAAUAGUCAACUGUCAAGUUUAAAACACCAUUUUGAAAAACGUCGAGCAAUUUUGUUUGGUGACAAAAGUGAUAAUAACGAUAGUGAUGAGCUAGAUGCUCAUGUGAGUUUGAUACCAUCGUCAGUUCUAGUUUUUUCUCGUCCAUUAGAUGGUUGGUCUGUAGUGCCUGUACGUGCAAAUGAUUCGGAUCGUUUUACUCUUAUACCGAAUUUUGUUCGUUCGCGUGCUCAAAAUGGUGAUGAUUUAGAAAUGUCUAGUGCUCCAUUUGCAUCUUCAUUUAUUCAAUCAGAAAAUAUGAUUGACUUAUCCGGGAAGCGAGAUAAAAAACAAAAAACACUUGUCGAAAAACCUUCAUUGAGUAUAGAACCUGCUUAUGGUCUAUCGGAUGGUUUGAAUCUAGACUUAUUAGAUGUCCUAUUACCUGGUAUACCUCCACCACCGUCAAUUGGUUGUGUUGAAGUUGACUGGGGUUAUAAUAAAACAAUUUCACUCCAUACAAUAUUUCAUCCUGGUAAAAUAGUGUUUAGUUUAGCCAAAGAAAGUUAUGGAUCAGUGGGUGAAAUUAUUGGAGUUGAUCAAAAGAAAGGUAAAGUUAUGGUACGUUUCUAUCCUGAUGUCUCGUCAUCAACUGACUUAACGGAAUUUUGUAGUCAGGUUGAAGAAUGGGAACAUGAUAAUUUUUAUACAAAUAUCAUGGUUGCAGAUCAAUUAAGUGUCCCAGUAUUUGUAGUGAAUCGGUUUACUGGCAGUUUGAUGGUUCAAAUUACUUCUGAAUCUCGUUCAUCAUUUGGAGAUAAUGAUGACAUUGUUGAUAAACGUAAUCAAUACCCUGAAACAUCAACUGAUGACAAUGCAGAAAAUAAUAUGGAAAAGAAAAAGUGUGGACAGAAAUCAUUUGCUAAUAUUGGUUUAAACCUAAAACGGAAUCGUUCUGGUGCUCAGGUUUUAGGUUGGUCACGUUUUUGUACUGUUCGUCAUACAUGGUUAUUUUCUAAUAGAACUGUUGAUUUACUCAAGAAAUUCAGUGAGAAAUUUCCACGUGUUUGGGAAAAAGUUUUAAAGUCGUCAGAUUCAUCUACAAAAAAUAAUGCAUGCAUAAAACUUGAUUCGAAAGAAGUUGACGAGAUUAUGGAAUUUAUUGCUAAUUCUGAAUGUAGAAAUGCUCCAGUUUUACCACAGAAAGGUAUCUACUUAGAUAAGGAAUGGUUGCAAAAAUUAACAUCAUUAUAUCUUAAAGAUAUGGAUGAAACUGUAUAUAAACCGUUUGAUCGUCAGAUUUGGAAUAAAAAAUCUCCAGUAAAUUGUCCACCGACAACUUUGUUUGUUUCAGUGAAUUCAGAUACAAGAAUAUAUCCAUCAUCUUAUAAUUUAUCACCACUCGAUCGUUGUUAUUAUUCAUCAAAUUACUCGUCAGUGUUUAGUUCAUUCACAUUAUUGGAUAAAGUUGUUUAUAUUGGGAUAGGACAAAAUAUUCCAUUGGGAUUACAUGGGAUUGUUAUUGGUGUACCAUCUGGUGUAAGCUCUCAAAAGAGUGAACAAUUGGUGGAGAUCAUGUUUUGCCGAACAUUCACUGAUGCCAUAGAUAUUAGAGGAUCAGGCCCUGUUUGUGCACUGGUGCAUCCAUCGAUGUUACUGAGACUACCAGAGAAAUGUGAUGAUAAACAUCAGUCAAUCUCCCAGCCGAAAUUAACUAGGCCAGUUUCGAAACCUGUUCAAGUUUCAUGGGUUACUAAAGGACCUCCACGUAAUUACCGUCCAUGGCCAACUAAUAAUAAAUUUGAUCAAAAUGCCUCUCAUAAAAAGAAAAUGGAUGAUUCCAAUCAUAGUAAUAUAUCAAAGGCUAAUCCCGUUCAUCCAUGGAAUUCAUCUAAAUUGAAAACUAAACAAAAACAACCGCCACAACAACAACAGUUGCAACAACAAAAUAUUAAGCCUGCUAAAAACCUAUCUUCUACGGGAAAAGAUACGAUAAACAAGACAAUGCAAGAACUGGAUCGUCGACCGCACUAUAUUGAUACAUAUUCCACUUUGCCUACUCUACAGAAUAAAUUUAACCGUUCCCGAAGCAUAAGUGAUCUUAAUACAUGUCUAGAUGAUAACAACGAUAAUGUAAGUCGAUCUAAUUUAUCACAUGAUGCAGAACAUAAUUCGCAUUUUUGGACUAUGCCAAGCCCACCGGACGUACCUCUCCCUCCAUCUUAUUGGUCUAAUAUUAGCAAGCCUAUACAUGACUUGAAAUUAAAUAAUAAAACUAAAAAUGAUAAAGAAAAGAACCCACGGAGUAGGAACGAAAAAAGUACUGGUUUGUUUAAGAUUAAAUCUCGUUCUGGUAAUUCUGCAGAACGUAAUCAAAGAAAUUCUAUCACUCGUUCUAAUAAUCGUCCACGGUUAAACCACAAUAGUGAGGUUUCUCAGGAAGCACCAACUCCAGUCAUGCCGAAACAAACACCAAUGCCCGUUUUUGUAAGACAAAAUCUUAAUGGACCUCCAAACAUGGGUCAGUAUCCUCCUCUUAACCAAAUGCAACCUCAAUUGCAAUCUGCAUAUCAACCACUUCCACUUCUGCAGUUUCAACGGGUAAUGCCAUCUACAGUAUACCCGAUUAAAAUGAUGACUCCGUACCUCUAUGAUCAAAGAAUGCCUAAUUCUUCUUAUAUUUCAUAUCCUUCCUAUUCCACUUCGCCUAUUUAUCCACCUAACUUUAUAAAUCGUGCACCUAUUCCUCAGUUUCCAUUAAUGUCGAAUCUUAAUGCUCAGGUUUAUAACUCUACAAUGAACUACGAGAAUACUCACCGGUUUAACAACCCGCUAAUGCAAUCAUAUGGUGAGAGAAACAGACAGGAUUCCUUUCGUCCUCCUGUUAAACAGGAUCUACCGUCUAACCGAUCAACUACACCUCAUCAUAAUGCUAAUCAGUCAAGACGUUUUAUUCCUCCUCAGGUUUCACGAACGCGGCGACCUUAAAUUGGGAAAACAUUGCUUUUCCUAAAGACAAUCAAUUUUAAUUGCUCGCUCUUUUAAGAAAAAGUCAUUUGUUUCUUUUCCAAACUUUUCCCAGAACAUUUGUUGUUUAGAUUCCCUUAAAAUGUAUUUAAAUGUUUAUCGAAUUGGGACUGAUACAAUGUAUUCGAUAAUGACUGCUUUUUUACGGGUUGGUUUUCAUCUUUUCAAAAUUCUUUGAUUGUUUGUUUAUUAAUUAUAUUUGUAUAACAUCUUUUUCUAACAACUAAUAUAAAAGACUUAAUUGAAAUACAUGUUCAACUUCAUAAAUGUUAUCCUUUCGAAUGUAUGGAGACGAUUUCAUGAUGUCUUCUGUGCUGUAAUGGACAUGGCUCAGAAUCGAUCACAAUGGCGUCGGUGUAUACACUCUGUCUUCCUUAAAACUAAGAGAUUAAAAUCACUUCAUAUCUUUCUACGAAUUAAUUAUCUCUUCCUGUACUAUCUCCUUAUAUGCAAUCUUUGUUCUAUAUAUUACCACCACUGAAUUAACUACUUCUAUGAAUCCGGUGUUCAUCUCACUGUGCUAAUGCGGUAUGCCAACUUGAACCGAUGCAUAUAUGUGCCUGGUCCUACGUUGCAGCUGACUGACUGUAAUGGACUGAUAUCAUACGAAUGAUCCUUACUUCAUUCGACAACCACCAAAUCUAAUUUAGCAAAUAAUGAUACUGUUAUUUUCUAUGUAAAUUGAACACACAAAUUAACAACUUAGUACACAAAUAACAACAAGUUUGCUUAUACUAAACACAUUGCCAGUUGUUAAACUAUUUAAGAACUUCUUACAGACAAUAAAUGGUAAUUUUUUACGUUC